AUGGACGCUGACGCUUUGACCCCCCAGAUCGUCAAGAACGAACCUGGCACGCAGGAGAAGACGCCUUCUGUGCUCGAUGAGAAGAGCGUGUAUAGUGGGACUGACAUCGAAUCGACGACUAGUUCGGACGUCACAGGGGUUCUCAAGAAUGAGCGCGAUCUCGUCACCCAUGUCAUCAGUCUUGACGAUGAUCCCAGUCUGAGCCCUUGGACGUUUCGUUCUCUUUUUAUUGGCAUUGGCCUCUCUGCCUUUGCGGAGAUAUAUUAUUUCAAGCCUCAAACCGUUCUCGUGUCGACAAUGUUCCUCGCCAUUAUCGCCUAUGUCAUCGGAAUAUUCAUGGAAACAGUCAUCCCACGCCGAGGAUGGUUCCGAUAUCUCAAUCCAGGCCCGUUCAACAAGAAAGAGAACGCCUUCAUUGUUAUCAUGGCGAGCGCUGCUGCAAAUUCAGCUUUAGGAACAGAGGUAUUGGCGGUUCAGCGGCUAUACUACAACAUCACGCCAAAUCCCGGAGCAUCUAUAUUUUUGCUCUUCUCCAGCCAACUCCUUGGGUAUGGAAUUGGGGGAUUGAUGCGCCCAAUCCUUCUCUACCCAUCGAAGAUGCUCUAUCCAGGCGUGCUCCCUCUAAUCUCCAUGUUUGACGCAUUCUAUCAGCAUGGGUCCAAUGCAAGGAAGAAGCUCAAGCUGUUCUACAUCGCGUUCUUCGCCAUCUUCAUCUGGGAGAUCUUUCCCGAGUGGAUGUUCCCGCUCCUGACUGGUUUCUCGAUCUUCUGUCUCGCGAAUCCCAAGUCACCCGAUUUCACACGCAUUUUUGGUGGGUCUAACGGCAAUGAAGGCCUUGGUUUACUGUCUCUCUGUCUGGACUGGCAAUAUAUAUCGGGAGGGGUCAAUCCUAUGGCCAUUCCUUUGCGAGCACAGGUUUCGAACCUGAUUGGGUACAUCUUGUGCAUGGUGGUUUUUGUCGCCGUUUAUUAUAACAAUAUCUGGGAUUCAAAAAACUUCCCUUUCUUGUCCCAAGAACUCUUCUACCAGAAUGGCACUGUCUACGACCAGCUCCUCAUUCUUAAUGACAAACUAGAAGUCGAUCCUGUACUGCUCGAGCAACAGGGUUUACCCUUCUACGCUGGAACCUGGAUCAUCAAUCUUUUGGUGUCGAAUAUGGGCAUGGCCGCGACAUUUACACAUCUUCUUCUGUGGAAUCGUGAUGACCUUCGUACUGCAUGGAACUGGGCAACUCCGGCCGGUAUCAAGAGAAUUUGGGCCAACUUUAAUUGGAAGUUCUGGCACGACGAUGGUCAGAGGGAGCAGCCGAACGCCGACGACGACAUUGAUCCCCACUAUCGCGCGAUGCUAAAGUACCCCGACGCUCCGAACAGCUGGUAUGUUGUCACACUGGCCGCAUCGAUCAUCACCGCUCUAGUCAUCAUCUAUAAGACGGAUUCUACACUUCCAUGGUGGGGUUUCGCCGUGUCUGGCCUCCUCGCCGUCAUUUCCAUCCUGUUCUUCGGGUCCCUGUACGCGAUGACUGGGCUGUCCCUCAUUAUUCAGCCAUUCGUGCAGAUGAUAGGUGGCUUUAUUCAUCCGGGAAAGCCUAUGGCCAACAUGUACUUUGUUUUGUUCAGUUAUAACUCUGUAUCUCAAGCGACGCUAUUACUCCGCGAUCUCAAAAUCGCACAAUAUACAAAGCUACCUCCGCGAGCGGCGUUCAUGGCUCAGAUUACGGGAACGCUUUUGGGCUCAGUCCUGAAUUUCAUACUCAUGAACUCUAUUAUUGACAACCAGCGCGAAAUUCUGCUUUCCGUUGAAGGGACAAACAUUUGGUCUGGCCAACAGCCUCAACAAUACAAUUCUCAAGCAGUCGCAUGGGGCGGUCUGAGCCAUCAGCUAUUCGCAGCUGGCAAGCGGUAUCAGUGGGUUGCGUGGGCGUAUGUAGUUGGCAUCAUCGUACCCGUGCCAUUCUGGAUUGUCCACCGCUUCGCACCCAAAUUGCGUCUUGACUAUCUGUACACGCCUGUCAUAUGCUACUACAUAGGCUGGCUCUGCGUUGGCAUCAAUUCCUCCAUCUUGUCUUACUUCUCGAUCGCCUGGUUCUCCCAGUGGUACUUGCGCACGCGGUAUCCUAAAUGGUUCGCGAAGUAUAACUACAUUCUUGGCGCUGCUCUGGACGGUGGCACACAGGUCAUGGUGUUUAUUCUGUCAUUUGCGGUGCAGGGUGCGGCAGGGACCUCUCAUUUAUUCCCUCAAUGGUGGGGGGCUAACCAGAACGGAAACUAUGACCGGUGUGCUGUGGUUGACUGA
Messenger RNA from Heterobasidion irregulare TC 32-1, 2295 nucleotides. RefSeq names its product oligopeptide transporter. Bases 1 to 2295 code for a protein of 764 amino acids. The record is from RefSeq and is a predicted model, not a curated record. Lineage: Eukaryota; Fungi; Basidiomycota; Agaricomycetes; Russulales; Bondarzewiaceae. The transcript has 16 exons. Gene Ontology annotation, molecular function: oligopeptide transmembrane transporter activity. Gene Ontology annotation, biological process: transmembrane transport.